Messenger RNA from Daldinia childiae, 1890 nucleotides. RefSeq lists its product as uncharacterized. The transcript has a single exon. Bases 1 to 1890 code for a protein of 629 amino acids. The record is from RefSeq and is a predicted model, not a curated record. Lineage: Eukaryota; Fungi; Ascomycota; Sordariomycetes; Xylariales; Hypoxylaceae.
AUGGCCGAUACGGGUAGGAAGUCGAGCCCUGCCGCACCGAGGUCUACCACUGGUCUCGUACCUGCCAGUGCUGACGAUGCCACUUCCAUGAGGUCGCGCAGUAGAAGAGCGCCCGCAAAUAGAGAUGCAAUAAAAUCCCCAGGCUUAACACCCGCCCAAAGUUCUGCACCUAGUAGAGGUGUGAGUCCUAUGCCAUCUCCACGCCUCGGGAACAGCAAACUACUUUCGAGCGGACGGUCGAGUCCUUCUAAUGCCGCAUUCUCACGCGGACUUCUCGAGGGUUCAUGGACACCGAGUUGGGCAUCCGUUCAAGACUUUGCAUCUUCUUUAUUAGAAGGCGGUUACAAUAGCGAACCUUCGCGUCCUAAUAGCCGCAACGGGAACAAACCACAACCGAAAUCAAUAUGGAAAGGACUUGGAAGUGGGAUUACGAAAGCCGGCAAGUCCCCUAACGAUUGGGGACCAGCACCUCCGGCUGGAUCACAACCGGUUGCCGGUGACAUCGGAGCAGGGUCUCUUGCGAAACGGGAGGCACAGCUGAAGGCUAGGAAAACUGCCAGCGUAUUGGAAAGCUACGAGGGUGUUAAUGGUGGUCUAGAUGUGGCUGGGAAAUACAAGAGGAGGAACUCAGACGAGACUCCACGAGGCGCAACGGAGGUCGUCGAGGAGCAACUAGUCUAUUUGCACCAUGUACAACCCACAGACACAUAUGCGGGUAUUGUCCUUCGUUACAGAUGUCAGGAACAUGCAUUCAGAAAAACAAACGGUCUAUGGUCACGGGAUAACAUUCAAGUGCGUAAGCAUUUAAUGAUACCCGUCGAUGCAUGCGAGCUCAAGGGCCGGCCGUGCGACGCCCCAUCCCAAUAUUCUCAGAAGGUCGAUCUUUUAGCUACUACCCCCAUGACCGUGGACCUUAAAAGCCCUAUCACAUCUACCCCACAGUCGCGGCAGACCCACGAUAGUUACUUCGACUCUAUCAGUGGCAAGUCAGCAGGACUUGCUACACAAGGAGACGAGGAACCACCUUGGACUCAUGUGCGAUGGGUCAAACUCGAUUUUUUCCAGGAGCCUGUAGAGAUUGUCAGAGUCUCAAGGAAGUCAAUGGGAUAUUUUCCCCCCAGGCGAAAGAAGAGUAUUCACACUGUAUCCACCUUCUCAACCCCGCGUCACUCUCUCGACCUAUCAAAAGCCCUAACAAACACAUCCGAAGUCUUCGACAGCCCAGCUCAACUCUCAUCCAGGCGGCAAAGUUCCAUCAGUGCGCGGCCAGCAGCUGCGAGUCUUGGUAUUUCCUCGCCCGCUAGAAGCAGAGUCACUAGUCUGGGCGAAGCAGAUGGCGUACCGGCGUGGAUGCGCAGGCCGGGGGGAGUAGGAUCGAUGGGAAGGAGCGUCAAGGCCCCGGGCCCGGCGAAGGAUUACUUCAACACAUGGGUCAACAAGACACUCCCCGGGCUCGGUAUCGACUCAAUGCCCUCGAUGUCCGUUAUGGGGUCCGAGACCGCGCACUUCGGGUUCAAUAAGGCGACAGAAGAAACAGCCGGGAUUGUGGAAAGCCCCUUUGAAGACGGUCGAGAAGCUACCUCCCCGCCCCGUAACGGCAUGGGUCUUGAACACGCCGCCGCGUCUAUCGAGUCCUGGCUCCGUGGCGCGUGGGCAAAACGCCCGACUACACCAAGACUAAGCUCCCACAGGAGACCGCCCGAGGAUCUCGAUCUCAUCGAGUUAGCGGAUGCGAAUAGCGACGAUGGACGCAGAGGCUUGGAACCGGGACUCUUAGGUCAGGGUUUUCGCGGGAACGGCACUACGGGCCGGAGCGAGGGUGAAGGUACGGUUAGGGGCCGUUCGGCACAGCCGAGUGCGGUUGCUGGGAAGGGGAAGAAGGCUGACUGA